AACUGCUGGUGGCCGCCCAGCGGUGAAAGGGUUAACAGGGCUGGGUAAGGCGAUCCCUUGAAAUGGGUAAGACUGGAGUUGUUAAAGUUUUCUGAGCGGCGGCGGCAGCGAGGCUCUUGGCGAAAAGGAAGCAAGUUGGAGGGAGCCUGGCCAAACAGCGGCUUGUGCUGAGCUGAACUCAGCUGGGAUUACAAGCUCAAGGUUAGUGGCCCCUUACACGUCCCCAGCGCUGACAUCUUUGGAGAGUUGUCUCAGGAAGGCAGGAAUUUUGACACUCUCAAGAGACCAGCUCUGCCCCCUUGGUUCAGCUGACCCUACAAUGUGGACCCUGCCUCUCCAGGUCAGGACUGGAGUUUUAAAAUAAGAUGGAUGAUGUGACGUUACUUGAUCUUCUGGCGUGCCCUGUGUGCUUUGAAAAGCUCGAUGUCACGGCCAAAGUCCUCCCUUGCCAGCACACCUUCUGCAAACCAUGUCUCCAGAGGAUUUUCAAGGCCCACAAGGAACUAAGGUGCCCCGAAUGCAGGACCUUGGUGUUUUGCAGCAUCGAGGCGCUGCCGGCCAACCUGCUGCUCGUGCGUCUUCUGGAUGGUGUGCGCUCGGGCCAGAGCACGGGGAGAGGGGGCUCCUUUCGCAGGCCCGGUGUGCUGGCCUCACAGGACAGCAGGAAAAGCAGGACUAACCUCAGAAGUCUGCAGUCCAGCCCUUUCCGGCUCGUGCCUAAUAUCAGAAUCCACAUGGAUGGGGUGCCUCGAGCAAAGGCCUUAUGCAACUACCGAGGGCAGAAUCCCGGGGACCUGAGGUUUAAUAAAGGAGAUGUCAUCCUGCUCCGGAGACAGCUGGAUGAGAACUGGUUCCAGGGGGAGAUCAAUGGAGCCAGUGGGUUCUUCCCAGCCAGCUCGGUGGAAGUCAUCAAGCAGCUGCCCCAGCCGCCCCCACUCUGCCGGGCCCUCUACAACUUUGACCUACGAGAUAAAGACAAGAGUGACAACCAGGACUGCCUGACCUUCCUCAAGGAUGAUAUCAUCACUGUGAUCAGCCGAGUGGAUGAGAAUUGGGCAGAAGGAAAGUUAGGAGACAAAGUAGGCAUCUUUCCCAUCUUGUUUGUAGAGCCAAACCUCACCGCAAGACACCUCCUAGAGAAAAACAAAGGCCGUCAGUCAUCCCGCACAAAAAGCAUGUCCCUGGUGUCCUCAUCCUCCAGAGGCAAAGCAGCCAACACGCCAACCCUCCGAAGGGGUCCCGGGUCCAGGAGGAAGGGGCCUGGGCAGUUCUCCAUCACGACAGCCUUGAACACUCUCAACAGGAUGGUCCAUUCUCCCCCAGGGCGCCACAUGGUGGAGAUCAGCACUCCAGUGCUUAUCAGCUCCAGCAACCCAUCUGUGAUCACCCAGCACAUGGAGAAAGCAGAUGCUCCUCCCAGCUCUCUGGGGCAGGUCAGCACUUAUCACCCCAUGCCUGCCUCCUCAGGACAUUCCACGGCCAUCGUCAGUCUGCCCGGCUCCCAGCAACAUCUCCCAGCUAACAUGUUUGUAGCCCUGCACUCCUACUCAGCCCAUGGACCUGAUGAGCUGGACCUGCAGAAGGGAGAAGGCAUCAGGGUCCUGGGGAAGUACCAGGACGGCUGGCUCAAGGGCGUCUCCUUGAUUACCGGGCGAGUCGGCAUCUUCCCCAACAACUAUGUCAUCCCCAUUUUCAGAAAGACAUCUAGUUCUCCAGAUUCCCGGAGCCCUGGUCUCUACGCCACAUGGACACUAUCGACCUCCUCUGUAUCCUCCCAAGGCAGCAUUUCAGAAGGUGAUCCCCGACAAAGCCGUCCCUUCAAGUCUGUCUUUGUGCCCACUGCCAUAGUCAAUCCUGUGAGGAGCACUGCCGGCCUGGGGACUUUGGGACGGGGCUCUCUUCGGAAAGGGCGGAGCAGCAUGAGAAAGAAUGGAUCCCUGCAGAGACCCGUCCAGUCAGGGAUCCCCACCCUUGUGGUGGGCUCCCUCCGACGCAGCCCCACCAUGGUCGUACGGCCUCAGCAGUUCCAGUUUCACCAGCCACUGGGGGUCCCCUCGACAGCGAUGGCAGAGAUGGGACCCAAGCCCACUCCCACGGGGGAGCCUGGCCUCACGUGCGUCGGCAGGGGCAGCGACACCAGGAUCCACUCGGCAGCCAGUUCCAUCAUCAUGGAAGGCAAGGAAAUCCCCAUCAAGAGUGAGCCUCUACCCAAACCACCUGCAUCUGCCCCACCAUCAAUCCUAGUGAAACCAGAAAACUCAAGAAAUGGCAGCGAAAAGCAAGUCAAAACCGUGAGAUUUCAAAAUUAUAGCCCUCCUCCCUCCAAACACAGCACCUCCCAUCCCACCUCCGGAAAGCCCGAACAGCCAGCCGCCCCUAAGGGAUCCCAGCCUGAAGCAGCGCCCUUGGGCCCAGAGAUGACCAUCCUAUUCGCCCACCGAAGCGGCUGCCAUUCCGGACAGCAGACAGAGCUCCGGAGGAAGUCAACUUUUGGCAAGACCACGACCCCAGCGUCCACUGCCUCAGCCACACAGACCGUGUUUCCCAGCAAAUGAAUCUACGAGUGGCUUUUCCUAGACCCCAAAGAGACCCUGCCUUGGUAAACUCCCCAGGAGGAGCUCACAACAACUGGGAUGCUGACGAGAACCGAAGAUCUGAUUGGAUGAAAGCUGCUCCACGGAGAGUUUGUGGACCAUGUGAUAUUCCUUGGACAUCAGGGAACAGUACAGAAUACCAAUAGGCUGGCCUCCAAGACAGAAGGGUAACAGGACAAAGAACAAAUCUGUCUUCGCCCGCAGUCUCGGUGGGUGGCGAGCCAGGUUGGAGAAAAGCAGGUGUGCCAUGUGCUGUUACAGGUCACACCAGACUCCCAGCCCUCCUGUCACUUCAUUCUGUUGUCACGGCCAAACCUUGUCUUGCCAAUUUCUCACACCUUGGCACCUAACUGACAAGCGAAAGGACUGGACUUCAAAUGCCUUUCAGCUCGGUGACUGGCCUGUCUAUCCAGCUAAGAUUUAGAGCAGUGCAGGAGAGAACAUAAUACUCUUCUCUUGGGUGUUCAGGCCAGAGGCCAACGCUUCUUCACAAUGUCCCUCUCCUUCACCCCUCCCCUGACUCACGACCGAGCACCCCGUAUCCCUCUGUCACAUCCUCAUUCUUUUCCAUUCCAAUUCCACUCUCUCUUAACCCCCUGACACCUUCUGAUCCAGAAGUUUUCUAUUGGAACAUCCUGAUCUAGGAAAUAAGAUUUGGUACAUAAAGAAUCUCAGAUAAGAGAAGUCCAUGAUGUUAUAAGAGAGAUGCCAUAGACUGCAGUGCUUACAGAGAGGCUGCUUCAAGUCUAAAGAUAUAAAAAUCAGUUAUAACCAUGAACACUUUUUUGUUCAGAAAUAAGUCGUCUUAAAGGAGAAGCCAUUAGAAGAUAUUCUACCGCUGGUUUAAAAAAAAAAUUCUAAUUUAAAAUUCAAAUUUAAAAUGAUCUGUGCUAAUCAGAGAUUAAACAUUGGACAGAUAAAUGCAAUUCACAAAUAUCCUGUGACACUUGGAGCCACACAUUUUUAUCUUCUCCCUUAAGACAUCAAUAAGAAUUUCAUUUCAUGCUGCCCUCAUUACCAAAGACAAUGACAAGAAUGCAGCCUCAUUUGGACGUGUUGGUUGUUUUAAAGUUCAGGAUCAUAAUUUUGCACUAAAGCACCCUCAGUCUUUCAUCGAGGCUUGCUUGUAAACAUCAGCCAAAUCGUGAACAGAAUGAGGGUUGCAUUUUGUGGUUAUAGAAAUGUUUCCUUCUAUAUGUGUGAAGCUGUCACGUGCAAGACUCAGACUGGUACCCAUCUCUUAAUGGGAUGAAUAACUUGGACCUCUAACCACACCCUUCUCUCAGGGAGUGAUAAUAAGCCACUAGAAACCCCAAAGUGUUGUCUUUCUCUGCCAAGUGGUGAGUGAGAAAGCAGGAGGUAUGAUGAGACCACAGAAUGGAUAAUUCAGUGGUGACAUCUUCUCACAUGUGGUCAGUGAUGGUGCAGUCAAUUGUCAGUCAUCCCUUUUCUCUGACAGCUGGGACUAAGUGUUGGUUCCAUUUCUUCCGCGAUAAAUUCAGGUUUGGUUGGUUCCUCUUUAGCCUCAGCAGCAAUGGAUAGAGAGAUGCUGCCUUCAGAUUCUGGAAUCUACUCGUUACUACCAGGAGGCCUUACAGCCCACCUAAGAAGAGGUUUCGAUGGCUUCAUUUUCCCGGGUAAAGUCAUAGAAUGUUAGAGUUGGAAGAAAUUUUGCUUUUAUAGAUGAUGUAUGGCAAGGUUACAUAUAGGCCCACACAAAAGCCAGUGGUGUAAACUGGGAUGGGGAAGACACAACUUUUAAUGCCUAGAAAUCAUCAGACCACAUUGGCUAAGGAUAGCCUUGUCUUCAAGGCCCUCUCGCUCAGACUUUCUUCUGCCAUCGGCUUCUCCCUCUCACAUUUAGAGCAACAGGAAACGGCCACUCCUAAUUUUUCACUUGCUGUUUUUUAAGUCUCUGGGAACUUGGCUGAUAGUGGAGGGACAGGUAGCUUUUACUUUGUCCCUGCUUAACCCAUCAACCAAAUAUUUUCUGAAAACACAAAAUGAAGAAUCUGAUUUGUUCCUAGCCAAACCCAGAAGCUUAAGGAAAGCUCCCCCGUCUCCGAAAGUUUUCAUCUCUGGACUUGUCAGUUUCAGGAUAGGGACUCCAAAUAGUCAUGGGUCAAAAGGUGGUGGGGGUGGUGGCGGAGGCAGGCAAGGAUGAAUUAGAAUAAUUAGAAUGAAGUCAAUCCUGAAAUUGUUGCUAGAAUUGUUUGCUAACCACGAAGUCUGAAUUUCAUCUUCUGGGAUUUCGCUGCUUAUUAAUACAUGUUGGGUCCAGGGGAGAAAGUGUUGUUUAGGGUGAAAAAGAGGAAAGAAAAAAAUGGAAGGGGAGAAGAAUUCCCUCGUCCAUGGAAAUAUAAGCAGAAUAGAUACAGACUCUUGUGUCUCUGAUUGUUUUUUUUAACUGCAGUGUUUUUAACAGACCGAAAAGAAAAUCUUUAUGAGGUAAUAUGUAUGUGAAUAAUGUUUAUAAAAAGGGUAUAAUGUGUUAGUCAUUAUGGAUUAUUGUAUAAGCAAACCUUAGAUAUAUAAAAUAUAGAAACAUAUAAAAAAUUAUUUUAUAGGACAGUGGACACUUAAGGACUUCCAAACUUUUCAUAUCUUUGUUCUAAAAAACAGAGAGUUGCAGCGCUGGCAGCUUAUUUCCUUAGUAUAUUCCACUGUAAAGCCAAGAGGUUUGGUGGGGUUUUGUUCAUUUUCCGGUUUUGUAAUUUAUCGUUUGUAUGGAUUACUUUGCAAUGUCUGUUGCAUGUGUGUUGGUGUCGUUUACCCACAUGGAGUCAUCAGAGGUCCGUUCCACACUUUGCAUCUCAGAAAACCAAAAAGAACUUUCUAGUGAGAAGAAAAACACACAGAACAUGCCUUCUUCACCAUUGGGCAACUCUAAGAGUUAUACCCCUGACAGCUUGUCGUAAGUCUGAGGAAAUGGGAAGUUUAAUGUCGGAGUUGUUGUCUCUCCUUUAAAUAUUUGGUGUUGGAUCACUUUUCUCCUGAGAAGGAGUCACGUGUUUUUGUUAAGUCCUUUUUUCUGGGACUCGAUAUGUUCUAGAAGAAACCAGUCCUGGUCCUCAACCACCUCGCUUCAGGGCCACUCCCUGGCAUCAGUUUUCAAAGAACUACCUAUCCACACGUCAACUCUCCAUUUUACAUUCUGUGAUUAGAUGGUAGACACUGCUCUUAGAGCCCAGAGUUUUACUUGUCUGGUGUGUGGCUUUAAUGAAGUGUUAAGUUUGCUCUUCACCACCCAGGGUUUGAUCAGAAGGAAAGAGAAAAAAGAAGGACCCCAUUGCUGGAGAGGUCCACUAGUAUCUCUUCCAUCAGCCAUGAGGAAAAGCGGGCCAGACAUUGGUACAUGAAUAUCCUCUGCUCUCCACGCAGGCAAGGGUCAGUCAUGUGGACAUGGAGAGAUUACCCAAGUCUCCUUUGCCAAAAAUGCAUAUUGUUCCCAGCUGCAAGCUUGAGAAGCCCGAUAUGUGUUUAAGCACGAAACAAUAAAGCGGGUUUAUUUUCAAUUAA
This is a messenger RNA of Pteropus alecto (black flying fox), 6113 nucleotides long. It is a transcript of the gene SH3RF2, whose product is annotated as SH3 domain containing ring finger 2. Gene Ontology annotation, molecular function: ubiquitin protein ligase activity; protein phosphatase 1 binding; metal ion binding. The transcript is spliced from 11 exons. The coding region runs from base 366 to 2555 and encodes 729 amino acids. Lineage: Eukaryota; Metazoa; Chordata; Mammalia; Chiroptera; Pteropodidae. Gene Ontology annotation, cellular component: nucleoplasm. Gene Ontology annotation, biological process: protein ubiquitination; negative regulation of apoptotic process; positive regulation of proteasomal ubiquitin-dependent protein catabolic process. The record is from RefSeq and is a predicted model, not a curated record.